UGUCUCGACAGAGCAAAACACAAAACGUAGUAACUGCGCCACCAAUCACAGCUUUCCGUUCGCGAGUUCAAAGGUCAUAGCAGACGGAAGUGGAUAAAAAUAUUCCAACUAUAACCCUAAAACUGUGUUGUACAGCAGUGGUUGUGUUGCAGGGUAUGAUACAGGUGUUUUGCAGGGGUGUGUGAUGUCCCAGCGUUUCUUCAGUAAGGUGCUGGGUUUUAUUGGCUACGCUGUUCAGUACGGCUGCAUUGCUCACUGCACGUUCGAGUACGUUGGAGAGUUUGUCGUGUGUUCAGGACCAUCAAUGGAGCCAACCAUCGCCAAUCACGACGUUGUUUUUUCAGAGCGCCUCAGCAGACGCUUGUACCGCAUAGAGAAAGGGGACAUUGUGAUUGCUAAGAGCCCAUUUGACCCAAAAAUGAACAUCUGUAAACGAGUUAUUGGACUGGAAGGAGAUAAAGUUUGCACAAGUGGACCACUGGAUCCAUUUAAGACACACACUUUUGAUCAAUCACAGGACGGGACUUCACAUCACAUCAAUAUACAAAGCCGUUGGCUUUAUAUAACGGUCCCAAGAGGUCAUGUGUGGCUGGAAGGUGAUAAUUUGAAGAACUCUACAGACUCCCGAUGUUACGGCCCCGUUCCCUACGGACUCAUACAAGGGCGAGUGUGUUUAAAGGUCCAGUUUCCCCGAUUCAUUUGCACAUGAAUUUGAGCCAGCUAGCUCGCAAUUGUUGAACAGCAAAUGCUAGCAAUCUACCCUGCUAACGGUAGAAAGCUAUCAGAAGCGAAUGCGGAGCAAAACUCGCAUUUUUUUCUUGAAGUUACUUGUAAUAACACGGUUCUACCAGAGAGGUGUGUAAAUUAUAUUUUUUAAAAUUCAUUUAAUGUUAUGUAGCUUGCUAACAAAUUUUCCUAGGUACUUUAGAUCCUUGCUAAUAUAAUCAUUUUGAUUAUAUUGUACUCGCCGUGCAGUACAUCAAAACUAAAUACAAAAGUGAACAGGAUGGCCUGUAUGUUAGAAUAUUUGUAUUUCAUGUGUUGAAAGAAAACAUGGCAGCGGGUAGAGGAUACAGGACUUUCC
Ictalurus punctatus (channel catfish) is the source of this 1084-nucleotide messenger RNA. It is a transcript of the gene immp1l, whose product is annotated as inner mitochondrial membrane peptidase subunit 1. Gene Ontology annotation, cellular component: mitochondrial inner membrane peptidase complex; membrane. NCBI's taxonomy places the organism in Eukaryota, Metazoa, Chordata, Actinopteri, Siluriformes, Ictaluridae. Bases 185 to 709 code for a protein of 174 amino acids. The transcript is spliced from 7 exons. The record is from RefSeq and is a predicted model, not a curated record. Gene Ontology annotation, molecular function: serine-type endopeptidase activity.